Molecule: messenger RNA, 3465 nt
Organism: Drosophila arizonae
Lineage: Eukaryota; Metazoa; Arthropoda; Insecta; Diptera; Drosophilidae
Gene: dbr
Product: debra
Cellular component (GO): nucleus
Molecular function (GO): zinc ion binding
Source: RefSeq, a predicted model, not a curated record
UUCUAGUUUGAAUCUGUUAAGACUUUCUUACAGCAUGCCAGGAAUAACGGCUUCCAAUUGAAUGUGCUCCUAAGAAAAUACAAACAUACAUAUUUAUAUACUUGUAAGCUCUUAACAAGAGAUAUCGCGGCUUCUAAUAUGGAUGCACAAUUUGAGCACUUGUGUCGCAUUUGUGCAGCAAACACAAAAUGUAAAAGCAAUUCUGUUGUCGAAAGUGUUUUUAUUUUCAAAACAACUGGCCUGAAGGAUAAAAUAGCUCGUCAUAUCUUCCUCAACGUUGCCGAAAAUGAUCCCCUACCUAAAGUACUUUGCAAAUCUUGUUAUCGACAGGUGGAAGCUACUGCUUCACUUUCUAAUAUAGCCAAGCACACACAGCGUGUAUUUCGAGACUUUCUGCUAAGCACAGUGCCUAAGGAAUCGCGCCAAGCGACAGCAGCACUUGUUAACGAGUCAUUAAUGCCAACAACACCUGCGCAGGAGAUCAAUGAAUCCAUCCAGAAUGAAUCCAAAAUUAAACGCAAUUUCGGUUGCGAGGAUAAUAAUACAUUUCAUCCAAUAUUGCUAUCGCGUCCUUCGGACCAGACUUUUCCUUCUGGCUCACAUCAACGGAUUGGAAACGAUAAACAUAACGAUGUUGUAAUCAGUUUGACCAAUAAAGACAGUGAGAUUCAUCAGCGCCAUCAGCAAAAGCGACAAAGCGAUGCGCCUGAAUACACCCACAGCCGCAGUAAUGUUAAAAUGAAUAGUCUAACCCAGCCGACUCGGCGUAAUAGCGUUUUUGGGGACUCACGUUACAGUUCAGCACCGAUGUCAAUAGCUCAGCGUUCAAUGCAACUGCCGCCCUCUUUAGCACCAAUACAUCCGGAGGUGGCGCUUUCCAAAGUCACAAAGUCACAUAGUCCAGAAAAACGGCAUUCACCAGCAGGUGUUAUCAAUUUUAUUCAGACCCAUGGUCGCAUCACAGGUAGUGCACCUACAAUCACUACUACUGAAGUUAAUAAAGGAUACACUGCCGGAAGUAGCAUAUCUACCCAUGCUAAAAAACUUCAAGUGCCUACUUCCGCUACACAAAAAGUUAGCAUCGCAGGCGUACCCAAUCUGCCCAAAAGCGUAAUUCAACAAAAGCAACGUAAUCUUAAAAAUGCUCUCAACAACAUCAGUGCCAUACGCGACGGCCAGGUAUCUCUAUUAAAAACAUCUCACCAACGCCAGACUUUAGAAGAUAUUGAUAUUAGGCCACUCGUUACGACCACAGUAGUGCCACACCAGUCGUUGUAUGGAGUUGAACCUUCUGUAGAGGAAGCGCUCCCAGAGCAUAUCAUUAUAGCUGCUCCUAAAAAGAAAAAGGAAGAGCCUACCACUUUGCCCCUCAAAAGUCCACCGAAAUUACAAAAAAUUGGAGCAUCACACGCAAAAAAUGUUCGGGCACCUCACGAUGUCAGUUUAAUAGCAGAAACAACACCAGUUAACAAAUCGAAAGCGCUACCCAGCAUGAGCACCCUAACCGAUGCCAUUUCCCUUGGCAAUGUCAUUCGAGAUCCAGACCUACUGAAACUAAUACUUAAGGCGCUUAAAUGGCCGGUCACCGCUGGCAAUUGUGACGAGCAAAUGGCAAAACUAAAAAACUCAAAAUUUGCAGUAAUUAUGUCGGAUAGUAACCUUCUUCAAGAUAAUGAUCUAACACAGCUACUGGGUCCUUAUCUUGCUCCAAUGAUGGCUAUUGUCCAGCAACAGCACAACAAUCCGUCCUGCAAUUCGAAUAAGACUCCUUCUCCACUUGCAAGUCCAUCAGCAACCGCUGAGCUGCAGACGAUAGGGGAGUGUACAAUGCCGUAUAAGUUACCACCCGAGACUUCGGUACAAUUGGUGCCGUCUAGUCCGACAGAUGAAGCGCACCCACAGCCACUAACAAAUAAGCUCGUGGAUUCGAAAUGCUCACAGCGAAAAUCACGUUUGCAUGAUUUAAGUGUUAAUGAACCGCCGAGCACUGAGGACAUAGCAACGACAUCAAACGCUACACUAGUUGCAAAUGAAUUGCUCAACAUUAACGCCAUGUUACUGUCACAAUUUAGCACAAGUCCAGCUGAUGUUCUUAACGAAGCGCUAAGCUCGAUGCUAAAACAGCAGCAGGACUCGAAAAUUCAGCGCUCAUUACACCGGAAACGCAGUUCUUCAACGACGAGCAAUGCAAUAAAUUUAGAAGAUAUUGUUCUCGUUGAGCCCGAACCAUUACAUGAUAAUCCCUUAGCGUCUGAUAGAGAUGUUUCAACGUUUACAAUACCACCUCAAGAAAUAUCUAACCCUUCCCCAAUAACACGGCCGAUCAUUAAGCGCCGCAAGGCUGUAACAAAAACAGCAAAUAGAGCAGAGAUUUCAAUGCCGAAAGCAGAUGAAAAUAAUUCUAAGACUGAGCUCAAACAAGACAAGAGAACAGAUGAGAUCAUUUGUACUAGCGAUCCUUCUAAAAUCGUUGAAAUUUCUACUGUCGAUAACUUAGUGGAAACUCCACAAGCACCAACCAGUACAGUACCAGAAGUUAUUUCCAGUAGUAUCACUAACAUUGCAGUUGAAAGUACCGGUGAGGAGAUAGAGACCAACCUUGCCACCAAAAGCAAGCCUAACAAUCCAAUGGCAAGCGUACGUAAAACGAAUGUUAAGUCAGCUCUCGGGCAAAAACUUCUAGAAGCUAUAGGCUUACCACAGCCUGGAAAGGAUGCUCUCACAGAAAGUGCCCGUGACACGUUGCGCAGUGCACUAAAGCGGUCACUAAAACAGGCUCAGGAACAGCAGCAACAAUUAAAGCGCGUUAAACAAGAGGAGCCCGUAAAACAGAUGGCGGAUUCAACUACUAAAUUAGUUGCUUGUGAAUCUUCUGAGGAGCACAAAAAAGCAAUUGCAGAACGCGAAUUAGAACUAUUAAAACGCAAAACAAAGAACGCAGAUAGAAACAGAUUAUCGAUCAAAGAUGAGAAAUCGGAUCGACCUGAUGUAAGUUCAUCAUCGUCACGCAAUCGAAGAAAUCGUAAUAAGUCGAAAACCGACGUUCAUGACGAUGACUGCUGCAGUGAAGAAAAGAAAAGUGAGCGAUGGGAUGAAGAUGAUGAUUUGCCUUUGAAAACAGACCCUGAAAAAAACUCGGAGCAUAUUAAUCGUCCUACGCGCACUAGCAAAACGAUGUCAAAGUAUUAUAAGUCUCCAAGCGUUGACAAACCGCUGUCGAAUGCGAAGUCGCAACAUGCUAUGGGAAGGCGUUCAGCCAGGCAACGUUAGGUUGUUCAGCCUAAGCUUAAAUUGUAAACUAAUCGGGCUUUGUCUGACAUAUAAAAUAUGCUCAGAACUUGUUACACUUUUAAUAUUUUAUUAAGACGCACUGUACACAGUAUAUACGUACUUUAUUUAUAAAUAGUUUAACUAUUAUUCAACAAGAGAUAAAUAUAUUAAUUGUCCUUAUCGACACCCAAUUUA